GCGUAGAGUGGGACUCCCCGGAUGACCUUGCUGCUGAGCCCCGAGCACAAACACAACACCGUCCAGAGACACUAUGACGACUCCAAGUUUGCCAGCAAUGGCUGUAUUGCCCAGGUCGGGAUUCUCGUUAUCAAAAGAGCACUUGGUGGUGGCGGUGCCGGUCGCAGUGGUCGCAGCCGUGGGAGGUUUCCUGGUCAGCCACUACCUGAGCGGGCGGAGCUGUAAAAAGGGCAUGGUGAACACAUGCAUCAGCAAAGAUAGCCCCAAAGUGGUCCACAGCUUCGACAUGGAGGACAUCGGCACCAAGGCCGUGUACUGCCGCUGCUGGAAGUCAAAGAAGUUCCCGUACUGCGACGGAGCCCACGCCAAACACAACGACGAAACCGGGGACAACGUCGGACCGCUCAUUAUCAAAAAGAAGGACGCCUAAGCCACCCGGUCGAGGAAUCUCCCUCAACUUCUCUCAUGCACCCGGCCCCAGUUUGUCCAAUCAUUUAUCAUCAUCAUCAUAAUCAUCAACAUCACCACAGUGUCAACACCGACGGUUAAAGUUUGACGCUGUGGAAACCAUAUCAAACAGCGGAGAUUCUUCAUAGCCCAGAACAGAAACCCAGAGAGGGCUGAAAAUGUGUUUGAAUUUAGAGCUCACGCCAGUUUCUACAUUAGCCGUCAUGACGUAGAAAUCAAAGGUCAUUCGAGCGGAGAUAAGGAAGGGACUUUGACAAUCGGCACAGCCAGACAUGGAGGUGGCUCAAUGUGAAGCGUUUAGAUCAAAUUCUCACCGGACCUGGUGGAAGUUAAAUAUUUUACCUUCCCGUCUGGUGUCACCUGUGUUUCCCCCCCCCUUCCUUCUCUACCCCCAUGGGUGAGGAGCAGGUGGUUGAGACGUAAUUACUAGCAGCUCUUUGCUUCAGUCGGCCCAAUAUUUCAUUUGGAUUCAGCGAAGGCCUUAUAUUUAAAUCUACAGCCCACGUCCCAGAGUCUGAACCUACACAGCCCAUAUGAAUGUUACGUGUUGUGAUUUUUGCACCAAGAGCUGCUUAGUCCGAGAAAAACAGAAGUUCUGUUUUUUUCUUUCAAUGAAAUAAUACGUGUUGAAAAUCUAUCUGCUGUUCGUGACCCGUUAAUGUCUGCUAUCUGAGGAAACUUGUAUUUAAUCUGUAAAGUGUUUAAAAACUCUGCAUACAAAUGAUAUAUUUUGCUUUUUUCUUUAGAUUUGUUUUCUACUGGCUGCCGUGUGUCUGACUCGAUCCGUUGUUCUGUACAUUGUGAAUAAAACUCAUCGAGCAAUCUGA
Anoplopoma fimbria (sablefish) is the source of this 1295-nucleotide messenger RNA. RefSeq lists its product as uncharacterized. Gene Ontology annotation, cellular component: mitochondrial outer membrane; intracellular membrane-bounded organelle. The transcript is spliced from 3 exons. The coding region runs from base 74 to 430 and encodes 118 amino acids. Gene Ontology annotation, molecular function: 2 iron, 2 sulfur cluster binding. The record is from RefSeq and is a predicted model, not a curated record. Gene Ontology annotation, biological process: regulation of autophagy. Lineage: Eukaryota; Metazoa; Chordata; Actinopteri; Perciformes; Anoplopomatidae.